CGUGGAGCUCCACUUUGCAGCCAGACUUCCUUCUUCGCAGCUGAGAUCCCGGAAGUGGAGGUGACAGGGAGAAGAGAGAGAAGCAAUCAUGAAUGUGGUGCUGGCAGUGAAGCAAUAUGUGUCUAAGAUGAUAGAGGACAGCGGGCCUGGGAUGAAGGUGCUGCUCAUGGACAAGGAGACGACCAGCUUUGUCAGCAUGGUGUACACACAGUCGGAGAUUCUGCAGAAAGAAGUCUACCUGUUUGAGCGGAUCGAUUCCACCCAUCGGGAGAGCAUGAAGCACCUGAAAGCCCUCUGUUUCCUGAGACCCACCAAGGAAAACGUUGAGUAUUUGAUCAAGGAGCUUCGCAGACCCAAGUACAGCGUCUACUUCCUCUACUUCAGCAAUGUGAUCAGCAAGAGUGAUGUGAAGUCCCUCGCGGAGGCCGAUGAGCAGGAGGUGGUGGCUGAAGUCCAGGAGUUUUAUGGAGAUUACAUAGCUGUGAACCCCCAUGUGUUCUCAUUAAACAUUGUGGGGUGUUACCAGGGUCGGAAUUGGGAUCCGUUCCAACUGUCCAGAGCAACACAAGGCCUUACCGCCCUGCUCCUCUCCCUGAAAAAAUGCCCCAUGAUCCGGUACCAACUCUCCUCAGACAUGGCUAAAAGGCUGGCCGAGGGUGUAAAGCAAGUCAUUACAAAGGAGUAUGAGCUGUUUGACUUCCGUCGUACUGAAGUGCCGCCCUUGCUCCUCAUCCUGGAUCGUACCGAUGAUGCCAUCUCACCCCUGCUUAACCAGUGGACGUACCAAGCCAUGGUCCAUGAAUUGCUGGGCAUCAAUAACAAUCGCAUAGACCUGUCACGUGUACCAGGGAUCAGUAAGGAUCUGAAGGAGGUCGUCCUGUCUGCGGAGAACGAUGAAUUCUACGCUAAUAACAUGUAUCUGAAUUUUGGAGAAAUUGGGACCAAUAUUAAAAAUCUGAUGGAAGAUUUUCAGAAGAAAAAGCCUAAAGAGCAACAGAAACUGGAAUCCAUUGCAGACAUGAAGGCGUUCGUAGAAAAUUACCCGCAGUUCAAGAAAAUGUCCGGAACGGUGUCCAAGCACGUUACGGUGGUGGGGGAGCUGUCACGGCUGGUCAGUGAGCGCCAUCUAAUGGAAGUCUCUGAGGUGGAGCAAGAAUUGGCCUGUCAGAAUGACCACUCCAGUGCCCUACAGAACAUUAAACGUCUGCUUCAGAACCAGCGCCUAGCAGAGUUGGACGCCGUCCGUCUGGUGAUGCUCUACGCUUUGCAUUACGAGCGACACAGCAACAGUGCCCUGCAGAGUUUGCAGGCUGACCUCCGCAGCCGCGGCGUGCCUGAGAAGUACCGCAGGCUGGUGUCUGCGGUGUUGGAGUUCGGCGGGAAGCGGGUCAGAGACAGCGACCUCUUCAGCCCGAAAGAUGCGGUGGCCAUUACCAAACAGUUCUUCAAGGGACUCAAGGGGGUGGAGAAUGUUUACACCCAACACCAUCCGCUCCUCCUGGAAACCCUGGACAAGCUGAUCAAAGGGAAACUAAAAGACAACCUGUACCCUUAUGUGGGGCCCAGCACUCUGAGAGACAGGCCUCAGGAUAUUAUUGUGUUCAUUGUGGGCGGAGCUACCUACGAAGAGGCUUUAACCGUCUACAACCUGAAUCGGACAACUCCGGGUGUGCGCAUCAUCCUGGGUGGCACCGCCAUUCAUAACACUAAGAGUUUUCUGGAAGAAGUCCAAUCAGCCGGUUUUCACAGCCGCCACCAUACAUAAAACUUCUCAGGCUCCAGAAUUUCCCGAACCAGGCGAUGGUGAUGAUGAAACUCGGCUCUUCACAUCUGGCUCUGACAUCUGGCUCUGUCCAUUCCUCACUUCUGGCUCUGUCCAUUCCUCUUUCCGUUGGGGGGGGGGGGGGGUCCGUCUGUCCUGCUGUGUGCAAAGGAGAUCCUCAUCCAUUAAGACAUUAUGUUUACAAUGUUUAACCUUUCGUCAUGUCCAGAGUUCUAAUAGUCUGUCCUGCUGUGAGAAGAAGAAUGGAGUCCGUUCUUCCUUCAUCACACUGUUGAGGAACACUAAGGUGGGGGUGCAAUAAAACGUUGAAGAUCCAACGGUGACCAUUGACCUAAUAGGGGCGUCCCAAGAUCUGACCAGCGAGGGGCACAUAAACAUGUACACUUCGCUGGGGUGGAGCACACGUGUGGCCAGGAGGAGAGAGGAUGAGAAGACACCCCUGUCUGACGUUGGGGAAAUUUUUCUUUUCAUUUCCUUUCCAAAAUGCUCAACAGGAAGUAAAAUUUCUCCAAAGUGAAGGAAGUCCCCUCGUUGGUGAUUGGCCCCCUUUUUUUUGGAAGGUUUCCUUUCUAAUCCUUUUUUGGUGACAAAUGUGGGAUUUCCACUCAAAUUCUGUCCUGGAUGACGAUGAUUGUAGAACAUCUAAAAGGGUGGAUCCCGCUAUUGGGGGACACAGACAACAAUUCAAACCUGACAGGGGUUCUAACCCUUCUCUAUUACACAACUUGCGUAGAUCUAAACUUUAGCUGGUUGAUCUUCACUUUGAAUUUUGACCGAUUUUUUUUUUUUCUGCUGGAUUGGCCAAAACCAAGAUGUGGAUGACCGUGUCCGCACCACCCGGGCUGACCAAAGUCAUCCUCCAGGACGGUCACAUGAGGGAGAGUCCUGGAUGCAUCCAGAAAAGCGUUAAAAUGCGCAUUGCGCAUCCGGAACAGAUCUGGUGUGCGUUUUUGUGGUGUGAAGCAGCCCUAAUGCCACGAUAUUCAGACCUUGCGGGAAUGCCCCCAUUCUUUCUUCCCAGUGCUGCACUUUUUUUUUUUU
Messenger RNA from Rana temporaria (common frog), 2824 nucleotides. RefSeq names its product vacuolar protein sorting 45 homolog (gene VPS45). Gene Ontology annotation, biological process: vesicle-mediated transport; intracellular protein transport. The record is from RefSeq and is a predicted model, not a curated record. The coding region runs from base 89 to 1765 and encodes 558 amino acids. NCBI's taxonomy places the organism in Eukaryota, Metazoa, Chordata, Amphibia, Anura, Ranidae. Gene Ontology annotation, cellular component: Golgi membrane. The transcript is spliced from 15 exons.